UUUUGACAAAACAUUGGCAAAAUUACACGCAAGAAUGAUUACCGAGAUGAUCAAUCGAGAUAAAAACCAUCCUUCAGUAAUUGCUUGGUCUUUAGCUAACGAGCCUUUAAUUAAAGGAGACGCUUCUUUUGAAUAUUUUAGUUUAAUUUAUUCGAUAUUAUUUGUCUUAAUCGUUAUUAUGGUUGGUAUCAUGGAUUAGG
This is a messenger RNA of Meloidogyne enterolobii, 200 nucleotides long. NCBI's taxonomy places the organism in Eukaryota, Metazoa, Nematoda, Chromadorea, Rhabditida, Meloidogynidae. The record is from the annotation of a GenBank genome assembly.